This is a messenger RNA of Cephus cinctus (wheat stem sawfly), 3958 nucleotides long. Its product is annotated as thioredoxin domain-containing protein 11. Bases 30 to 2819 code for a protein of 929 amino acids. The record is from RefSeq and is a predicted model, not a curated record. The transcript has 9 exons. Lineage: Eukaryota; Metazoa; Arthropoda; Insecta; Hymenoptera; Cephidae.
CCUUCCAGCAAACAAAUUCCCAACGGACGAUGUCCAGUGAAGAGCACGAACCGAGACUGCCAAGAAAUGCUGAUAAUUUUCCCGCGACUCCCGAUACAGGAAGCGAUAACGAGGCCAAGAGCCAGGAUAGACGGUUAUCCGUAGAAGAAAAACUGGCUAGUAGAAUGAUCUUCCACGCGAGAGAAAUAUGCUUCUUCCUUGCCAUCGUCUUCACAGCUCUCGCUGCUCUACAUACCUCACCUCCAAAAAUAUCUAAACCACCCUUGGCUAAACCAUUCUUCAAUCAAAGUUCUGUGGUCCUGGAUUUUUAUAAAGGACAUCUAGAUGCUGUCUUCGAAAGAGGAACUGAUGCUGAUUUUAGCUUUCUUAUGUACUAUGCACCGUGGGAUGCUGAUAGUCAGGCUCUUAGACACGAAUUUGAAACUGUGGCACGGUAUUAUCACAAUCGGGUGUUUUUUGCUGCAAUUAAUUGUUGGCAUCCUGGAUCCGAGUGUAGAACGCAGUAUAAUAAAAUUCAAAGUUAUCCUGUGUUAAUGGUAUAUCCUUCAAAAGGUUUAGGUGUGCAAUACAAGGGUAUUCGUUCAGCUCUGUACAUGAUUCGCUUCUUGGAUGCAUUUAUGAAUCCAAUUCACAGGAUAACAAAAGAAGAAGAAAUUGCAGAUCUCUUGACUACUUACGAUGCUGUUAUAGUAGGUUACUUCAAUUUUACUGGAGUAGCUAAGAGUCCUGGCUAUAUAGAAUUCUAUAAAACAGCAAUUCGCCAUCUCGAGAAAGAUCCAAAUAGAGAAAUUAUUUUUGCUGCCAUAACAGACCCUGUUACGGCUCAAGCCGAUUAUGACGUCACUCAAUUUCCAUCAGCUACACUGUUCAUGUGGAGUGAGUCCAAAACUUACAUUGAGAGAAAUCGAUGGUCUUCAGAGAACUUACUAAACUGGAUUUCCUCUGCAUUAGUUCAGGCUCCGCUGUGGUUGCAGCCUCCUGGAAGUAAGUCUGUAACAUUAGCACCGUACCUGCGUGAUGGACCUGCUCUAAUUCUCUUCACUCCUAGAAAUCCAUUACAUCUUCAAAACUAUAAUUACAACUUGAUUAAAGAAGUAGGACUUCAAUAUUACAACUGUGGCAACAAUCCCACGGUAGAUAAUGUCGUUACUCGUCUACAAGAAAAUCGACACAAUGCUAUAACUAGACAACGCGAGAAAAGUGAGCACUGUGAAGAAAUUCUCAAAGAGCCCAAAGUACCUUUGCAUAUGCCAACCAUCAGCGUCUCUAUUCAACAGUGGAUUAAUGAUAGUUGCUGUGCUAAUAUUGUUAUGAACAAGUGUCUGUUAUGUAAGAAGAAAAUCGUAGAUACUAUGAAAAAUCAAGCACCUAUAUGCACAACGACAACAGAACAUCGCACACCAAUGUGUAAAGGAGCUGAUAUAUUUAGUAUACCAACACUGAAAGAGGAACAAGAAAAAUACGAAUUAUGCUGUAACAGGCAUCAAGUCAGUGAUGAUAAGAAUGAUUUUUCCAAAUCAAACAGGUACGUAUUAUGCAUUAACUAUAUAACAGAAUUCCGUACUAAUAUAUCUCUUUAUUUCAUUAGUAAAAGUUAUGAGACCUCCAUGCUGACUGGAGAAAAUGACCCACGAUCAGCGAAUAACGUGAGACGAUCAUUCAUUAAAGAGGAUUGUCGAAAGUUAUUAACCGGCAAUAAUUAUCACCCUCCAGUAUUCCCAAAGGACUUGCCAGGACAUCCUAACAUCAAUUUAACCGAAUUAAGAUGCAAAGUUAAUAGAACUCUGGUACUAAUAGCUAUUGAUAGUCUUCAGUAUCAUCACUAUGCCGAAGGACUUGGCAUAGACAUUUUAAAUAAAAGGAAUAAGACUGCAGUAGUCAUCAUAGAACCUACACAAGAGAGUCAGUACGUCAUGAAAGAGGAUCUUAGUCGAUAUUCUCUGGUACAAUUUAUAAACAACUAUACAGAAGGUAUGCUCCAACGUACGUUACGCUCAGUCGCGUCGCGACGCUUUGCACACAAAACAAGAAUAGAAUGCGAGCCAAAUGACAAUUCUAAAAUCUGUGUACCAGAAUUAACGACUGAAACUUUUCUAGAUACCAUUCUAAAUCCCACAAUGGAUGUCGUAGUGAUGUACCAUUCGCCUUACUGCGCUUUUUGUAGCGCAAUAGCUUAUGUUUAUUUAACUGCAGCGCAUUAUCUAUCUAAUAUGGAUCGUCUUAUAUUCGUCAGGAUCGACGGUGACAAUAACGAUCUUCCAUGGGAAUAUACCAUGAAUCGUUAUCCGUCUAUAUUGUUCUUUCCUGCUAGAAGAAAAGAAGAUAGUACAGUAUUUCCAUUUUCUCUCCCAAUAACCAUUCGAAAUCUAUUAAACUUCGUACUGGCUAAUCUGGACGGUGAUUCGAACGUAGAAGCACUAGUCAACGUAUGUCAUAUAGGAGCUGGUGAACCAUCAAGCGAUUGCGUAGCUCGUAUCCGGUGGGUGUGCUUGGAUAUCAUCGAGGAGCUUCUUCGAGAGUAUAGAAAGCUACGCCGGAAGUUAUCACUUAUGAAUAAAAGAACUGCGUGUAAUAAACGACGAUCGAUACUACUAAAGCUCCAGCAUAUCCGUGACGUACACCUUAUUCUGGGCUCGACUAAUGAUCUUAGGAAGGACGUGGAUAAGGUUAGAGUAAUACAAGAGAAAUACAGAACUUACUACAGGGAUCUCAUGGCUCUGGAUGUGUACAGUGAAGCAAUUGAAGAUGUGUCGAAGAGAACCGAUGAGAAACAAACUGUCACCUCAACUGAAAGUAAUACUGCAAAAGACGAAUUGUGAUAUUUGUUAUAUUGGUACGACUGCUGUGUUAUUUUCAAUAUUAUUUUUGAUGAGCUCUUUUCCGAUUGGAUUACUAUGAGCUUACAGUGCCUGUACAGAAUGACUUGACCAUGAUUUUCUCCUGAAACUGAAGUCGAUGUGCUUAAUGAAUCCUAUAAUCUCUUGAAUGAGAAAACAAAGAAGAAGAAACGUCCAAAUGUCCCGUAGGCAUGAAAUCAUCUUUUACUUGUAGAAAUGAAACUUAUGAAACUUGUCUUUGUAUAGUAGCCACUGAUUGCCUGAAACAUUCCCCUUUGAUGCUCGGAUUAUUAAUUAUUAUAGUCAUGCACCCUACCGUCACUUUAGUGCACUUGACACUUUAGUGUUUCACAGUUUGGCGAUGAUUUGAUAUCCUUUAGGGACAUUAAUCUCUGUGAAUAAGAAAUGGAAGAAAGUUUGCAACUUGAAAUAUUAUAUAUUUAUGAAACUUAUGGUGCAGCGGAUACUGUAAUUUAUUUAUCAGCACCAUAUUUGCUGCUGGACAGAAUCAGCUCAAGGAAAGUACCUUAUGACAUAUCGAGUGUGAUGGGCAGUAUAUCAUUAUUAUUUUUUCAUCAAACACUUCUUUAAUCGAAUGAAUGGUUUACACUCCUCUCGUGGAUAAGUAAGAAUCUUUUACCAAUGAAAAUUACUCCAGGACUUGUACGUCCAUGAAACACUUCAGACUUCUUAUCUCAGGACGAACAUUUUCUACGGCGGAUGUUUAACCGCUAUUUUCUAUAAGGGAGUCUAUGCCAUGUUCAUAUUUAUCGUUAUGAAAUUCUUUAUUGUUUACGGUGCUCGAUUUGUCUGGAAGAUUAAUUGAAUUAGAAUAAUUAAAUAAAAUCCAGACACAUCAAGCACCGAUAUUCUCAUAAAGACUGUCUAUUUUAUUAUUAUUUUUUUCUUUGGCUUUUUUUCUUUUUUAAAUACACGGUAUACAACACAUGUACAUUACUUCAUUAUAUUAUGUAUAAUUUAAUUAAAAUGUCCAAUGAGAACUUUCCUUUGUGGUAUGCCACACGGAGAGUUACUCAUUUUCUUGCGUGAUGCUUGUAAAUUAAUGUAAAUAUUGUUACUGUGUAUGAUAAGAAUAAAGCCGAUGCGUUAAAAUGAGAAAA